UCUCAUUCAAGUGAUUCCGAGCCAGGGUCCCUGAUUGUCUCUCCCCACAUGAAAUACCAAUUCUGGAGACUUUUGUACAUGGCUGGAAAUAGAGGUCACAGACAGGAACAGCAGACAGCAGUUAAGUACACAUACCCAUACAUCCACACCCCCAUGUCCAGGGGAUCCUGAAUUUAGAAUAUCAACAGUAUUUAAGUCUCGUAGCCCAGAGACUGCCCACUCACCCAGCCCCCUGCAGUGCUAUUGCCCACAUAUCUGCACUGCUUCAGGAAGGACAGUUUGCAGAUACCGCAGGCUGGCUCAACAGAGAGAGAGAGAAAUCAGUCAGUACUAUAGCUGUAUCACCCAGGUCUGGGUGCAGGCAAAUUUGCCCAACUCAGAAGCAGAGUUUGAUUUUCAAACUCAACGACAGUUCAGCUCUUGGGAUCCAAGCCAAUUCCUGCACAUAAUGCUGUGCAGAUGCAUCUGUUGGCUCAGAGCUCACAGGCCAGUCCCACUGGGUAAUAUAGACAUGAAAUCACGGGAAAAAGGGCUAUGAGAAGACCUAAGGAGGUCAUCUAAUCCAUCUCAUUCAUCUAAGUGUUUUGUUUACAAACUCGGAGAGAAUUGCCUCUGGCACAGCAGAUAAUCGAAUGGUAUUUCUCAAAACUUCCUGAUAAGCACACUGAUCAUAGGGCCAGCCUUCCUUACAUGAUGCAGUCUCACCCUUCACCCCUUAUAAUCUGAUUUUGAAGGUCUGGACCUUGAGACAGAGGGGAGGGGAGAGAAAAGAAAAAUCUACUCACCCUCAGAUAAAUGUUUUACUAAGCACUUCUGUUGGCUUCUGACCAUGAGCUACAAACAGCAUUUCAAUUUUUAUAUUAAAUCAAACGUGACAUUAUUUCCUCAUAAUUAGAAGGCUCCCAGAGUAAGGAAAUGGCAACAAUAGGAGGUGGACUGGAGACCUAAUUCAGUACAAUGCUAGCUGUGCUUACUGACAAGCAGCAUCUUUGUUCUGAAUAUGUGACUCACAGGUCAAUGUUCUCUCUUGCCACAUACUCCUAUGAUAGUUAGCAAAGGCAGUUAUCUACACACACCCUCCUUUUGCAUCUCUCCACCUACUUGUCUGACAAAGUUACUCUGUACAAUUAAGUCCUUAACCUAGGCAUGGAUCAAUCUGACUUUACGUAAGUCAUGUAAAGUCAUUGCUUUAGAAAAAAAGUGACCCUCUUCCCCACUUGGAUACAGCAUUUCAGAAGUUUUACUGCUUAGAAAAAUUCUGCUUACCUCUGACUGUAGAAAAUGCUUGUUUUAUUGGUUCGGGAACAAGGCAAGCAGGCAGAUUAUAAGAGGUCAAUGAUGCAGUUACAAUAUUAAGUGAUAUCCCAUGAACAAUCUCUAUGUUUCCUUUAGGCUUACUUGCUCAGAUUGUAACACUGCUGGUUUUUCAUACUGCUUUCAUUCUGUUUAGCCUUUCACAAUCUAAGAUUACUGCUGACAUUAAUAAAUGCCCUAGCAAAAAAGAUAGGACUGUAACAAAGGCCUGCUUAUAUGUGAUAAGAAACUAUUCAUUGUUACUUUAGGUAGAAGGGUAACGAUUCUUAGAAUGAGCACCUGCCACACAUCAUGAUAAAAAGGAGGAGCUACAAGACACUUCAAGGUCCUUAUGUACAUACUUGUCAGGAAGGGAGGACACUAAUUGCCUCCAGGAGCAUCCUUAUCUUCCUGAGGCAUAUAGCAAACAAUUACCAACACCGAAGUAUUGAGAAACUAGGGGAAAGGUAACUUGGGCCAGGGUCCCCACAACCACCGACCCAUAAGCCCCCUACCCAAAUUAUACCACCUACUCAAAAGACAGAGGUGGAGAAAGGAACUGAGCACGCAUUCUAGUUUGCAUACUAGGCGAAGAAAUAUGAACCAAUUAUAGUAAAGGCGAGUGUACCACUUUGUAAUCUUUGUAAAAUUUGUGUAUAAAUAUGACAAGAGAACCAGCGCUAGCUAUGCCUGAUUAGAGGAACUAUCCUCUUGACACCCAGCGCUGCCAUAAAAGGAAAUGCCUGCUUCUUAAUGCUAAAUUGGUGUUAAGGAGUUUUCUUUUAUUCCCGAACUUUGGUGACAAAGAGAACAAGUUUCCACUUUCCUAGCUCUUAAAUCCUGACCUCUAACCACUACCCCAUUUCUUUUUUCCUUUGGGAUGCUAUUCUUUUGCCCACUAACUGCAAAUCUUUCAUUUUGGAAACAAAAAUUAGGAUCCACCAUCCUUCUCUUCAUCUUCUGGUCUAUUCCAGUGUAUAAUAUACACAUACUGUCGUAUAUGUGUAGGUGGAAAAUGAUCACUGUGGCAUCAAUAAAAGAGAGACCAUCACCAAAUCUUUCAGAUACUUCAUCUCAGGCAGCAAUAGACAAUGUCAUCUGUGUAGCUCAUUUUCCUUUUCUUAUCAGAGUAUUGAGUUGUAUGGUAUGGUCACCUGGAUAAGUAAUUACCGUCCACAACACCUGCUGCCCACUUGGUCUUGCCACCUAAACUCAGAAGCACACCAGCUCUUCCAGGAGGGCCCCACCAACGAAGAUGACUCCACACAGCAGACCCUCAGCUUUACCUAACGUGCUGCCUGUGCUGGGUUAGAUUUGUUGGUGACACAGUGCUAGAGAAAGCAGCAAAAUACAUGGCAGCUCUCCAAACUGAUCAAUCAUACAAACUAAUUUCAAGAGGCUACAGAUGGUAAACUCAUACCCCAAAACAGUUCCCGCAGAGCUCUGUUUCCUGUUGCUCAUGAAAAAUGAUGGAAAAUAAAACCCUCUCCCUUUGGAUUCUUCUGCCUUUUAACGUUUCCCAGCAUGAGAGAGGGAAAUCAGUUCCUCUGCAAGAGGAAGCACUUUUCCCUGCCACACUUGUGAAGCCCAGUGCAAACAGCAUUUAGAUAUUUGCAUUUCUUACCGUGUAUUAUUCUGCUUACAGAACCAUGCAAAUGUAAAUGAGGAUGGGGGUGCUGUGACACAAGUAGUGAUGGGGAAAGAUCAUAGAUUACCGGUAUCCUGGAACCAGAUGUGCUGGGAAUUACAUAAGACAAAGAGAAGACUUUCUCUCUCAGAGAAAGGACUUAUAUAAAUCUUUUACAAAGUGAAAGAUACACACAUUUUGCUAAGAUAAUGGUCCAUGUCAUUGCAGCAGCACCAUGAUAAAUCUUAUGCCUUCAGUUCCCACUGGCUGAAAAUAAGUGUUUACAGCUAAAUUCUGCAUCCAAUGUAGAGCUUUACACUGACAGUAAAAAAAUGAGUAGGUUGAGGAGAGCAAGGCCAGGUAUUUAGGGCCUGCCCCCGUCCCGGCCUCCUCACUACCGAGUGCCGCUGCACGGCCGGGCUCUCGCCGUAGGCCCCCUCGCACGGCCCACGCACUCCCACCCGCUCCACAGCGGGCGGGGGCCGCUUCGCUAAGCCUUCAACGCGGGGCCGGAGUUUGAGGCCGAGAUAACGCGACGUCCCCUCCCGUGUCAGGACUACAGCGCCCGGCCUGCCCAGCCUCACCGCCCUGGUCCUCCUUCCGCCCGCCUCAGCUGACAGCGCCAAGGGGAGCUCGGCGCCCGGCUCAGCUGACAGCGCCAAGAUGGCGGCGGUGCGGGACGGGGAGUUCGCUGCCCUGCAGAGCCUGCUGAAGGCGCCGUCGAAGGACGCCGUGCGGCAGCUGUGCCAGGAGUGUUUCUCCAGCCCUCCCGCCGGCCUCGGCCCGCUGGCGCAGCGCGCCUGCCCCGGCCUCGCCGCUGGCCCCGAGGAAGCGUUGCAGGCUACCGAAGGCCCAUCCCGACCUGUAUGUAAUGCUUUUCAACGCAGCAGAGCCCUUUCCCCUCUUCCUUUCCUACAGCUGGUAUCUGCUUUGCACAACCUCACAAGGCACGUCGUGUACCGUGGUUUGACAAGGGCAGAAGAUAUCCUCUCUAUCUUUCCAGAAAACUUCCACCAAAAUCUGAAAAACCUUUUGACUAAGAUAAUCUUGGAGAAUAUCUCUGCUUGGAGGAAUGAAGCACAAGCAAGUCAGAUCUCCCUGCCUCGGCUGGUUGACAUGGACUGGAGGGUGGACAUCAAGACAUCUUCAGACAGCAUCAGCAGAAUGGCAGUCCCUACUUGCCUGCUUCAGUUAAAGAUUCAGGAAGAUGUUGCCUUAUGUGGAAAUAGUCCUGUUGUUUCUGCACUGACUGUGGAACUGAGCAAAGAAACCCUGGACACUAUGUUAGAAGGUCUAGGAAGGAUCCGGGACCAACUUUCUGCUGUUGCAAACAAAUGAAUACUCAAGGGCAUGGAUUCCAGCAGCGAGGAAGGGAAGUAUUCUCUACAUACACUAGGCUACAACUUGCGAGAGUUGUAUGUAACAUGUUUUCUGUUUUAACAAAACAAAAUUAAAAAGAUUUCUUUGAGUUAAUAAGAUAGCUUUUGAAAAGCUAACACUUAAACAUUCCUGUAGGCUGAUGCCCAAAAGUGGUUUCCUAAUAUGUUGUUGAACAAAAGCUGGUCUCUAUUUCAGAAAAGGAUUUGAGGGCUCAGAGCUUGGCUUAAUCACAAGGGUCGUAACUGAAAAUUGCAAAUAGCUGCAGCCAAUGAAGCGAGUGUUAUCUCUCUGCCCUGAAAAGAUCUAAAAGGCUUAAGCUGGUUAACGGGCUGCCUUCCAGCGUUAGCAGACAAGGAGAGUGUUUUUCUCUGGAAUGUGUGUGUACUGAGGUGCAUGCUGGAUGUAGCACUCGCUCCCUCUCAAUGAAGCACAGCCAUGCUGCAGAUUGUUAUUACAGGAUAAUGCUUUGAAAUAGGGCAAUUAUGCUACAACACGUUCUCUUCCAAUCAGCUUCAUAGCAUCAUUUGCAGAAUGACUAGUCUGAAUACCUUUAGCAGCAAGUAAUUUCCUUCUUCUGUUUGAAAAGAAAAAAGGAGUUCAGAUAAUUCUUGUUUGGGUUUACUGGACUCUGGGCUCUGCCUUCGCUUCACAAAAACCAGACUGGGAAAAUAAAGAAUUGAUGGCCGUUGUCUGUACUGUGAAACCCUUCUGUGGCAAAAUGUGCCUAUAUUUCCCCAGUGUUCUGUUGUUUGUUUGUGUAAAUCUUCAUUUAAUUAAAAAAUGAACUGCUAA
Messenger RNA from Grus americana (Whooping crane), 5092 nucleotides. RefSeq names its product COMM domain containing 9 (gene COMMD9). NCBI's taxonomy places the organism in Eukaryota, Metazoa, Chordata, Aves, Gruiformes, Gruidae. The record is from RefSeq and is a predicted model, not a curated record. The transcript has 6 exons. The coding region runs from base 3584 to 4258 and encodes 224 amino acids.